CUUAGUGAGGUAAUAACAAACAUGGCGGCGCUCGGUACAGCACGGUGCUUAUUUCGGAGAUACUCCUGGGUGAAAAAUGUCCAAAAAAGCGAGCAAAUGUUGGUCAAAUGUACCGCCAGGACGCUUUGUAGCGGAACACAAGAUAACGCCCUCUCAGACAACACAAAGCCCCAGUUCACAGAUGCAGCCGUGCAGGACCUCCUGACCAGGAUAACAGGCCUGGACCUGGAGAAAGUCUUCCGGCCCAUCAAACAGGAGCUGAAGCCGCCAACAUAUAAACUCAUGACUGACGAGCAACUGGAGGAG
Molecule: messenger RNA, 306 nt
Organism: Notothenia coriiceps (black rockcod)
Lineage: Eukaryota; Metazoa; Chordata; Actinopteri; Perciformes; Nototheniidae
Product: 28S ribosomal protein S22, mitochondrial-like
Exons: 2
Cellular component (GO): mitochondrial small ribosomal subunit
Molecular function (GO): structural constituent of ribosome
Source: RefSeq, a predicted model, not a curated record